Molecule: messenger RNA, 2856 nt
Organism: Purpureocillium lilacinum
Lineage: Eukaryota; Fungi; Ascomycota; Sordariomycetes; Hypocreales; Ophiocordycipitaceae
Source: RefSeq, a predicted model, not a curated record
AUGCUCGACUUCAGGAAUCCCGGCCUCCUGCUGGGGUUGAUUGUCCUCGUCGCCCUGGUCACCCCGGCCGCUGCCUUCGGUGCCGGCAACAUUGCCUCCAUCUCCAAGGUCGAAGGCCAGAACUGGCGACACGGUGAUAUCGAAGAUGCGCUCCUCACUUUGGCCAUGGCCCGCGCCAUGAAGCACAAGAAGUUCAACAAGAUCAUGGUUUCCCGAGUCUAUUUUGGCAACUGGUUGCGUGACUACUCCCAGGCCAUCGACGUCGGCACAGUCAAGUCCGUGUCUGCCGAGGCCAUUCGCCUGCUCCUCUCAGUGCUCGGCUUCUUGACCUUUGGCUAUGGGUCUGGCGAGUUCGAGAUCACUGCGGACCGCCUUGGCUGCUACCGCCCUGAGGAUCACAUUGACAACCCCAAGAACUACGCCGACAACCAGGAUGCUCGCCAGUACGACAGGCGGCUUCGCGGUCCUGUCGAUGAGGAGCGAGAGCUGGCCAUCGACCCCGAGACGGGCAUGAAGAAUUACAUUGCCAAUGAGCGUGCCGGAAUCAUGACCUCCGCUAAGCACGUGAAGAAGCUGUUCUCUGGCUGCAUUGAGCUCGGCCGUCGCUACAAGGACCGCGGUAACAAGGAGGAUCUGUACGAAUCGCUGCGCCUCAUGGGCACUGGCCUGCAUUGUCUCGAAGACUUUUUCGCCCACAGCAACUACACGGAGCUGGCACUGAUCGAAAUGGGCGAGCGCGACGUCUUCCCGCACGUCGGGCAGAGCUGCCGAAUUCGCCUCGAGGGCGCCCGUGGAGACGUUUACCCAAUCGUCACCGGUACUUUCGGCGGCGUCGAUUUUCUUCACUCUGUCGUUGGCGAAGUGUCCGACAAGAUGACCCAGAACGAGAUUGAGGAGCUCGAGGGCACCCUUCAGGACAGCAAGACCGCGGACACCAGCCUUCUCCGUGACCUCCUCGACAAGAUCCCCGAUGGUCUGUUUGGCGACAAGCAUCAGAGCUCCAGAAUCGACGAGAUUCAGAACAACGCCAACGCGGCGCAGAUGCAGAACACCUCUGUCUCCCCGCGCAACCCCGAGGAGUUUACUGUCUACGUCCGAAACGUUUACCAGCAGAUCAUGCCCGCCAUUCAGUUCCAUGAUGACAUCAUGAAGAGCAUCACGAGCGCUGUUGAGAAGAUCCCUGUGCUUCCCAAGAUUAUUGAGCAACUGGAGGAGCAGCUCUCCAAAUUCGUCUUCUCCGUCAUCGCUCCAUUUGUCGUUCCCCUGAUUCAGCAGAUCCGCAACGAACUGCGCACCGGAUCUGAGGAAAUUGUCCACAGCAGCGAGCAGGAGCAGCACAUUGUCUUUAACAACGACCGUUGCGACGAUCCGACUCACUCGAUGCUGUCCAAGGACCAUUUUUCCAACAUCCUGAACGAGAUCGCUGGCCGGACGGCGGCGAGAAUGCUGCACUGGGUUGUGCCUCAGCUCAUGGAUGCCAUUGACGACGAUAACACCGAUGUCAAUAGGCUCCUCGAUCGCAUCGUCAACGGUGUCAUGCACCACCCUGCGCAGAAGGACAUGGGGCGCGACGGCGUCUCCGAGGCGCGUAACAUCAUCUUCGGCCAGGUCCAGGAGUGGUGGAACCAGAUGGGCGACGAUCAGAAGAACGAUUAUCGCCGCAAGCUGUCUCGCCAGGGCGUCCAGCGAGGCGAGAACCACAAGGAGGGCGUGUACGACACGGGCCAUGGCCAUGGUUGCUGCGGCAAGCUGCAGAUGCGCAAGCUGUACGGCGAACCUCAGGGGCUUGAGGACAAGAUCGCAGGAGCUGCCGCCGAUGCCAUCUUCCAAGGCGCGACGGGCGCAAUCUCUGGCAUUGUGGAGCAGAACACGGGCUACAAGCUGCCUUCCACGCAGGGAUCACAGCAGGAACAACAUCAGGAAGAGGGCGGCCUGGGUGGCUUCCUCAGCGCCGCAGGCUCCAUUCUCGGCGGUGCUUUUGGCAAGGAUGAAACGGAAAAGCACAGCAGCCAGCGUCGGGAUGACGACGGAUCGUAUACGCAGACCGAAACGGAGUACGGCCGCCACGGGAACCGCUAUGGGCAGGCACAGUACACGGAGACCCAGCGUCCUGACGGCAGCAGCCAGUCCCAGUACAGCCGCUUCGAGCAGCAGGAUUCGUACGGCGGGCGCCAGACGUCUGGCUACGGAUACGAGGAGAAGACCGAGACUCGGCCGACGUAUGGCGGCGGCUACCAACAGCGAACCGAGCGUCACGAGUAUAAGGGCUCGAACGAGGACAGCUAUGGAGGUGGCCGCACUGGCGGCUACGCCAGCGAGUACUCGCGUCAAGACAACGACAGCUACGGACGCCGCCAGGAGAGCAGCGGCUAUGGCCGAGAGGAGAGCGGCUACGGCAGCGGGUCCGGGCGUCAGGAUGAGGACAGCUACGGCGGCAGCCACCGCCGUCGUGACGAUGACAAUUAUGGCGGCGGAAACAGACGCCGCGACGAAGACAGCUAUGGCGGCGGCUAUGGCGGAGGGAACAGGCGCGAGGAGGAGAGCUAUGGCGGUGGCUACGGCGGUGGCGGCAGGCGCCGUGACGAUGAUAGCUAUGGCGGCGGCGGCGGCGGCGGAGACAGCUAUGAGCGCCGUCAGGGAGGCGGCUACGGUGGGAACCAGGGCCGCGAGGACAGCGGCUACAGUGACGAGUAUGGACGCCGCGAAGAGGGCGGCUACGGACGCUCCGAGGGCCGAGGCGGCUAUGCUGCCGAGUAUGAGCGCGGCGACGACGACAACGACAACGGCCGCCGACGCCAGCACCACGGCCGUCGCGAGGAGGGCGGCUACGGAGGCGGCUACGGCGGUGGAUACUAG